AUGGAGACUCUUCAAGAGCUUUUGCUAGCUCUGAUCAUUGUAGCUUUUGCCACUACUACACAUCUAAUUCAAGCUCAGCCUGAUCCAAAAGAAUUCAUCAACUUAGAUUGCGGUUUACACCCCGCGAUAUCUCCUUAUACCGAGCCAUUAACCACCUUAACAUACAUAUCCGAUGCCAGUUUCACUCAAGGUGGUCAAAGUGGUAGAGUCCAAAAGUUUUACGAAGAAGCCUAUAAGCCAUUCACUGUUCUUAGAUAUUUUCCAGACGGAAUACGAAACUGCUAUAAUCUACAAGUCACUUCUGGCACAAAGUAUCUUAUCAAAGCUCUCUUCCUCUAUGGAAACUACGACGGGCUUAAUAGUGGCCCGAUAUUCGAUAUGUAUCUCGGUCCUAAUAUAUGGACAACGGUCGAUUUAAAAACCUCUAUAGUUUCUCGAACGGAAGAAAUCAUACAUAUCACAAAGUCGAGCUCUUUGCAGAUUUGUCUUGUUAAAACAGGGAAGACUACACCAAUCAUUUCAGCUUUGGAACUAAGACCUUUGAGAGAUGACACGUACAUCACUACAAAUGGUUCCUUGAAGCUCUUAAAACGUUAUUAUGCUAGUGAUUUGUUCGGUCCAUCAAUUAGGUAUCCUUCAGAUAUAUAUGACCGUGAAUGGAAACCAGUAAGUCCUUCUUUUGGGUUGAAUUUCGUAAACACAAGUCUCAACGUAAACUCUUCUUCUCCUUAUGAGCUACCACAAGAAGUCAUUUCAAAGGCAGUCAUUAACAAAAACGUGACUGAGAAGUUAUCUUUCGACUGGUAUGUCGAUAACCGCGAGGAUCAAGCUUUCAUAUACCUUCAUUUUGCUGAGAUUCAAACACUUAAAGGAAAUGACACAAGAGAGUUCGACAUUAUAUGGAAAGGAAACGAUGGAAACAUUACAAACGCAGCUUACCGACCUCUGAAGUUACAGCUAGAGACUCUAUACAACACAUCACCUAUGAAGUGUAGGUUUAUGCAAUGUACAGUGGAUCUGGUUAGGACUAAAAGCUCAACUCUCCCACCAUUGAUCAAUGCUAUGGAAGCUUACCAGAUUAUUGAGUUCCCGGAUGCAGAAACUAAUCCAGAGGAUGUCGCUGCGGUCCAGAAUGUCCGAGCUACUUACGAAUUGAGUAAAAUAGACUGGCAAGGAGAUCCAUGCGUUCCUCGGUUAUUCAAAUGGGACGGUAUAAACUGCAGCUACACAAAUGCUUCUAUUCCCCCAAGGAUCAUUUCCUUAGACUUAUCAUCAAGUGGACUAAAAGGGGUCAUAGCACCUAGCAUACAAAAUCUAACACAUCUACAAGAACUGGACUUAUCGAACAACAAUCUAAGUGGAGGAGUGCCUGCCUUUUUAGCCAACAUGGAAUCAUUGUUGAUCAUAAACUUAGGUUGGAACAGCUUAACCGGUUCAAUUCCUCAAGCCCUUAGCGAUAGAGAAAAGAAAGGACUAAAAUUGGUUGUUCAAGGAAACCCAAAUCUCUGUCUCUCAAACUCGUGCAAGAACAAGAAAAUCAUAGUGCCGGUUCUUGCAUCAGUUGCUUCAGUGGUCGCUCUUAUCCUCUUAUUGGCUCUAAUUUUUAUUUUGAGAAAGAAAAAACCCUUAUCAAAAGUUGCUACACGCGAGUUACCAAGAAAGUCAUCAAUCUUUGCUAAAAAGAAAAAGUUUGCUUAUUCGGAAGUGGUUGAGCUUACGGAUAACUUCAAAACAGUUCUUGGAGAAGGAGGGUUUGGAGUUGUCUACCAUGGAUCUUUGAGUGAUACCGAACCAGUAGCUGUUAAAGUUCUCUCAGAGUCAUCAGUUCAAGGAUAUAAGGAAUUUAAGGCAGAGGUGGAGCUUCUUCUACGAGUUCAUCACAUAAACUUGGUAAGCCUUGUUGGCUAUUGUGAUGAAGGAGGGCAUUUAGCACUAAUCUAUGAGUACAUGGCUAAUGGAGACCUUAAACAACAUUUAUCAGGUGAAUCCUCUGGACCUACUUUGAAAUGGGCUAGUAGACUAAAAAUUGCGAUCGAGGCAGCGCAAGGUUUAGAGUAUUUGCAUGUUGGAUGUGAGCCACCAAUGGUUCAUAGAGAUGUCAAAAGCACGAACAUACUAUUAGACAAUCGUUUCGAGGCCAAACUCGCGGAUUUCGGACUUUCAAGAUCAUUUUCUGUAGGAGCUGAAACUCAAGUGGCAACAGUUGUUGCGGGAACACCUGGAUAUCUUGAUCCUGAAUAUUACCUAACAAAUUGGUUAAACGAGAAGAGUGAUGUCUACAGUUUCGGUAUAGUACUACUAGAAAUAAUCACAAACCGAGCCGUGAUUGAGCUAACAAGAGAACAAGCUCAUAUAGCAGAAUGGGUAAAGAUUCUUAUAAGCAGAGGAGAUAUCGAAAAAAUCGUCGACCCAAACCUUGGUGGAGAUUACGACUCAAACACAAUCUGGAGGAUUCUUGAACUAGCAAUGUCAUGCGUGAGUCAGUCUUCAUCAGAUAGACCAACCAUGUCUAAGGUUGUUAACAUACUUAAAGAGUGCUUGGUCUCUGAGAAUUCAAGAACAGGACAGAUUCAUCAAGAUGAUGGUGACUCAAAGAUUUCAGACUUGACUAUAAAUCUCGGAACCGAAGUUACCCCUGAUGCACGCUAAGUCGCUAACAGAAUAAAUGUUUAUGUGUUUACAGUAUUUCAAAUUUGGAACAUAUAGACAAAACUCCAAAAGAG
Messenger RNA from Capsella rubella, 2723 nucleotides. Its product is annotated as probable LRR receptor-like serine/threonine-protein kinase At2g28960. NCBI's taxonomy places the organism in Eukaryota, Viridiplantae, Streptophyta, Magnoliopsida, Brassicales, Brassicaceae. Gene Ontology annotation, molecular function: ATP binding; protein kinase activity; protein binding. The record is from RefSeq and is a predicted model, not a curated record. The coding region runs from base 1 to 2649 and encodes 882 amino acids. Gene Ontology annotation, biological process: protein phosphorylation. The transcript is spliced from 13 exons.